AUGCAGAAAAGCAAGCUCUUGAUCAAAGCACUCUCCAAUAACAAAGCAAAUUCGUCUCAAAAUUGGAGAUCCCAAAUUAAUCAAUCUCAUUUUGUCUCUCAAAUCUCAUCAAUUCUUUUACAAAGACACAAUUGGCCUUCACUUCUCCAAACCCUAAAUCUCAAAUCCAAAUUGACCCCAUCUCUCUUCCUCCAAAUCCUCAACACAACAAAAACCCAACCUCAAAUCUCACUAGAUUUCUUCAAAUGGGCAAUCAAGAACGCUGCUUUUCAACCAGACCUCACUGUUCAAUGCAGAAUGACCCAUCUCUUAAUCGGUUCUGGUUUGGUUAAUCCUUCAAAGCCCAUCUUAAAUUCACUACUUGAAAACAACCCACCUGCUCAAAUUGUUCAAUCUCUGAUCAAGUCAUGUGCUAAAGAUGUGAAAUUUUGUAGUUCAGAAUCUUUAGUAGUAUUCGAUUGUGUUCUUGGUUGGUAUUGUGAAAAGGGUUUGUGUUUCCAAGCUUUGGAGGUUUUUAAUCUGACUAGAGAUCUUACUUCAGAUGCUAGUGAAGUGUUUCCGAUUCGUUCAUAUAAUACAUUGCUUAAUGCGUUACAAGAGAACAAUGAGGUUAAGCUGGGAUUGUGUUUUUAUGCUGUUGUGAUUAGACACGGGGUUUUAAUCGAUGGGUUUACAUGGCGUAUACUUGCUAAGAUAUUUGGGAAACAAGGCAAGAUUGAAGCAAUGCUUAGAAUCAUCAAUAUGGGUAUGCAUGAUCCCUUAAUAUACGAUUUAGUGAUCGAAUGUGGCAGUGAAAUGGGAAUGUUUAAAGUCGCACUCCACAUGUUCGAUGAAAUGUCCAAGAGAAAUCUCAAUCCUGGGUUCAACACUUGUGUUUCAAUUCUCAAUGGUGCAUGUAAAUAUAAGAACGAAGAAGUAAUCAAAUUCACAAUGGACUCCAUGGUAGAAAAAGGGUACAUUUCAAAACCUUUAAUCAAUCAUGAUUCACUGAUUCAAAACCUUUGCAACAUGAGAAAGACUUAUGCAGCUGACAUGUUCUUCAAGAUAUCAUGUGAUCUGCAAAACUCAUUACAAAACAAGACUUAUGGUUGCAUUCUACAAGCCUUGUCCAUGGAAGCUCGUGUGAAAGAUGCAAUAGAAACUCAUCAAGUUAUUGAAAAUAGAGGAAUUCAAGUAAACCCCGUUUUCUAUAACGAAUUUAUUAACAUUCUUUGCAACGAAUAUCCAUCAAAAGCAAUUAACACCUUACUUAUAGAUAUGAUCUCAAAAGGGUAUAAACCAUCCUCAUUGGCAUUAUCAAACUACAUAAUCUCUCAAUGCAAGAAACGAAAAUGGAAAGAAGCAGAAGAACUUGCGAAUUUGGCCUUUCAAGAAUCCAUCUUUCUUGAAGCUUUGUGUUGUGGUUUUUUAGUUAAGCAUUAUUGCAAGAGGACGCAAAUCGAUUUGGCCAUUAAUAUGUAUGAUCAAAUGGAGGAAAACGGGUUAACUUUGGAUUCAACAACUUAUAAUUUACUUCUAAAUGGACUUGUGGAGGUGUUUAGGGUUAAAGAUGCGGAAAGAAUCUUUAAUUACAUGAGAAUUAAGAAUUUGGUUACUAGUGAAAGUUUCGUGAUCAUGAUUAAUGGGUAUUGUCGUGGAAACGAGAUGAGAAAAGGCAUGAUUUUGCAUGAUGAAAUGUUGCAGAUUGGACUUAAACCUAGCGCAAAAUUAUAUAAACAAUUGAUUUGUAAUUUUAGGUAG
Messenger RNA from Lactuca sativa (garden lettuce), 1740 nucleotides. RefSeq names its product Tetratricopeptide repeat (TPR)-like superfamily protein. The record is from RefSeq and is a predicted model, not a curated record. NCBI's taxonomy places the organism in Eukaryota, Viridiplantae, Streptophyta, Magnoliopsida, Asterales, Asteraceae. Gene Ontology annotation, molecular function: protein binding.